GCAUUUUUGUAGUAUAUUCUUAGCUCCGCUUCCGCGCCGACCAUCGGCACUUGCUUCCACAUAUGAGCCGCCACAUCCUGAGUCCACGAGCAACUGGAAGGUACACAGCAGUGCCAAACGAACACGACGAUGACACCCCGCGGCAGGACGAAGCCGUUGUCGUGGAAUCCGAAUCGCCAGGUGCGUCCACCCUUCGGCGUCGCAACUCGAGCGACGGGGGUGUCUCACCCGCGUCGCCAAGGUCGCCCACCAAGUCUGCCAUGCCCCAACCCACCACCGUCUCGGAAAGUACAUUGGAGGACGAUGACGACGUCAAACACUCCCCCGAUGGUGAUGCCGCUGCUGGUACGUCCGACGAAGCCGUUGCAGUAGCAUUGCACUCGCUCGAAGACCCCAACGGCAAUCUCCACAUUCGUAUCUUGGACUUAAACGGCAAGGUCUUUUCUGUAUCUUGUUCCAGCGACUGGUCCGUGGAUCAGCUGCACGCCGUCGUGGAAGCUAAAAGCGGCGUGGAUGCGGCGCGGCAACGGCUCAUCUACCGCGGCCGCGUUCUAGACGGCGACUCGUCCUUGGGGGCGUCAAAGGUCGAAGACGGUCACACGAUCCACUUGUUCGUUCGCCAGGUCGCUCCCCUUGUCCCCGAGACCACGUCCUCGGAUGAGUCGGAAGCGGCGCUUCGUCGACUGCGGGAGCUAGAGGACCAUCAGCACCGCGUGAUCCAUUUCCACUCGGGUGGUCCAACCAACGAACCCAUUCGAAGCGCGGUGUUUCCGUCCGAGAGCGCGCGGCGGAUGGACCCCAUCCUCCAAGACUCACCGCUCGGCAUGGCGGCGCGGCGCGUCAAGUUGUGGGCGUCAUUCGUGCUGAUCAUCCACACGAUGAAACUCCUGGGACAGUGCGCGUUCCUGGCCAACUUUGCCGCGCAGAACGCCGCGGGCAUGAACGACCGCAUCAAGAAAGAGCUGCAGUACACGCCCUUGUACGACGAAACGUCGGUCGCGACUGUCGGCAAGCUCGUCGGGUACGCGUUUGGGGUGUACGUGGGCUGCGUCGGAUUCAAAGCCGCCCAUGACACGGACGUGCGGCCUGCGCGGCAGUACAUUGUCGGCAUGAUCGCGCUGGGAAUGGCGACGAUGGCCGAGCAAGUGUACGAGAUCUUGCGGUUCUCGGCGUGGGACCCGGAGGAGUACCGGAAGGCGCGCAGCCACACGUUUGCGGCACAGAGCCAGCCGAGCUUGGACGAGAUGGUGCGGAGUUACGUGGUCCAGACGUUCCUCCUCGCGCUCAUGUUUUUGUGGGCGGUGAAACACGCGCAAGGCCAUCGCGAUGAACUGGCGGCGUACAACGAAACGGUGGUCGCCGCCGCUAUGAGCGCCGUGCCGCUACCGCCCCUGGACGCCCUCGAACGAAGUCAGCACCACCACCAACCACCAGUAGUAGUAGUAGUGCCUGCAGAAGCAGCAGCCGUGACGACACAGCCUCAAGAGAAUAACAACCCGCCGCUACCGCCCCAUCAUGUCGUGUGA
This is a messenger RNA of Aphanomyces astaci, 1526 nucleotides long. RefSeq lists its product as hypothetical. The transcript has a single exon. Gene Ontology annotation, molecular function: misfolded protein binding; polyubiquitin modification-dependent protein binding. Lineage: Eukaryota; Oomycota; Saprolegniomycetes; Saprolegniales; Verrucalvaceae. Gene Ontology annotation, cellular component: BAT3 complex. The record is from RefSeq and is a predicted model, not a curated record. Bases 63 to 1526 code for a protein of 487 amino acids.